GGGUAUCUGAACUCUAGCCCGGACGGCGGUUGUUGUUGUGGUGUUGACACUUGACAGAUUGCUAAAAUUACUGUUUAUCUGAAAACCUAAAAUGUCCAAAAAAGGGGUGAGUGCUGAAGAAAAGAGAACUAGAAUGCUUCAACUAUUUUACGAAAAGGGAGAAUGUUUUCAAUUGAAAGAAUUGGAAAAGAUAGCUCCAAAGGAAAAAGGCAUUGUUGCAAAUUCAGUAAAAGAAGUAAUACAAAAAUUAGUAGAAGAUGGCUUGGUAGAUACUGACAAAAUUGGAACUUCUGUGUAUUUUUGGGCGUUUCCCAGUAAGGCUGUCAAUUCAAGAAAGCAUCAACUUGAGGAUCUUCAAAAUAAAUAUGCAGAAUCUAUGAAGAAGCUGAGGAUGAUAGAAAAAACAGUAGAGGAGUCUAAGGAAAAUGAUGAUGUUGAAGAAAAAAGAAAUAGUAUUUUGGAAGAAAUAAAUGAUAAGGAGUUGGAAUUGAAUGUUUUGAAACAGGAACUCAGGCAGUACCAAGAGAAUGAUCCACAGAAAUUUGAGGCACUUAUACAGAAAUCAGAGGAACUGAAAGAAGCUGCAAAUAGAUGGACCGAUAAUGUAUUUGCAGUAAAAUCAUGGUGUAAAAAGAAAUUCAAUAUUGAAGACAAUGUUCUGAACAAACAGUUUGGUAUACCUGAGGAGUUUGAUUAUAUUGAAUAAUUAAUUUGUAAUACUAGGUAAAGUAUAAGUUCUUAAGUCAUAAGGUUUGGCUAGUGAUUUAAUUUGAUAUAGAUUUACAAUAUACAGC
Messenger RNA from Phaedon cochleariae (mustard beetle), 794 nucleotides. Lineage: Eukaryota; Metazoa; Arthropoda; Insecta; Coleoptera; Chrysomelidae. The record is from the annotation of a GenBank genome assembly.